Molecule: messenger RNA, 1710 nt
Organism: Durio zibethinus
Lineage: Eukaryota; Viridiplantae; Streptophyta; Magnoliopsida; Malvales; Malvaceae
Product: 1-aminocyclopropane-1-carboxylate oxidase homolog 12-like
Source: RefSeq, a predicted model, not a curated record
AUUUUCAAACUACCAUUUGCGUGUGAGAUAAUAGCAAACAAGAUUUUGUUUCUGUAAGCUUAUUGGCGAAGCUUUUGAGAUUAUCCAUUAAAAAAAAAGGGAAAACAACAAGAUUCUCUGCAGUACUUUGGAAAUAAUAUGACAAAGUUUGAUUAAUUUCUUGGAUAUGAGUUAUUGAAAAAAGGAGUCCCUACCAUGUGAUUGCGUUGAAUUAGCAUCAUAUCUCUAUUAUAUAUAUCAUCCAUUUCACUAGCAGAGCUCUUCAAUAUUGAAUCAAAAAAAUUAAUCAACAAAGAACAAAAAUCAGAUGACAGAAAUCACUGCAAUUGUCCACAACUGCUUGGAAGAUGAACGUGUAAAAGAAUACAAGGAAUUCUUUGAAACCAAGGCUGGGGUGAAAGGGCUUGUAGAUGCCGGAGUAGUUAAGGUUCCCAGAAUAUUUAUCCAUCCACCAGAGAAUCUACCAAAACCAUCAUCAGAAGACAGUUGCUGUAUUGGCCUCCAGGUUCCUAUAAUUGAUUUCCAUGGCCUAGAAAAUGGACAGCGAGGGGAGAUCAUCGACAAGAUACGCCAAGCAGCAGAGACCUGGGGCUUUUUCCAAGUUGUUAACCAUGGGAUUCCAGGUUCCUUAAUGGAUGAUCUGUUGAAUGACGUGCGCCAGUUUCAUGAGCAACCUUUGGAGGUGCGGAAGGAAUGGUACUCACAUGAUGAAACAAAGAAGGUAAGGUACUAUAGCAAUGGAUUUUACAAUCCAUCCAUGGCAGCCCAAUGGAAGGACGGUUUAUUUUGUAUUGGAGCUCAACAGCUUGAGGAAGAACAGAUUCCUGAAGUUUGCAGAAAAAGUAUCAGUGAGUAUGUAAAACAUGUAAUUCAACUAAAGGAAACCAUAUCUGAAUUACUCUCAGAGGCUUUGGGGCUUAGCAGUGAUUGCUUCGCGAGAGCUGGGUAUAUGAAAAGUGUUUCACUCGCAUGCAACUAUUACCCAACUUGCCCUGAACCCGAGUUGACUUUAGGCAUAGCAAGCCAUUCAGACCCAGAUUUUCUGACUCUGCUGCUACAAGAUGAUAUUGGUGGCCUCCAAAUUCUUCACCAAAACAAGUGGGUGGAUGUUCCUCCUGUUCAUGGAGCUGUAAUUGCAAACCUGGGGGACUUCAUGCAGCUGAUCACGAACGACAAGUUCAAAAGUGUUGCGCACAGGGUGGUGGCUAAACGGGGUAGUUCCAGGGUAUCAGUUUCAUCAUUCUUUCAACCAGCUUUCUCUGAUAAACUGAAACCAUAUGGACCAAUGAAGGAGCUUGUAUCUGAAGACAACCCUCCUUUGUAUAGGGCAAUUGGUGUUGCUGAAUAUGUUGCCUAUUUCAGGUUAAAAGGACUAGAUGGAAGCUCUGCCCUUCCACAUUUUAGGCUAUAAUAUUUUAUGGUCUUGUUCAAUUUCUGAAGAAAGAAAGAACAAAUUACUGGUUCCUACUUUAUAUAUGUUUAUAUGGUGUUACAACAUACAUAUAGAAGCCAGGGGAUAGUUAGGAGACCUAUUUAAUUAAGGAUCUGUCUGAAGAACCCUUCUCGCCAUGCCAAACAUUAUCUUUCCAUUUGACAAAGGAGGAAUUUCAAUAUGCUUUUUCAAUUGCUUAAUCAAAUAUUCUGCGUAUUCUAUUUUGGUAAUCUUUUGAUAGAUCUUUUGUCCUUAAUUAAUUUGUAUGAGAAUAGAGA